Closterium sp. Naga37s-1 is the source of this 291-nucleotide messenger RNA. NCBI's taxonomy places the organism in Eukaryota, Viridiplantae, Streptophyta, Zygnematophyceae, Desmidiales, Closteriaceae. The record is from the annotation of a GenBank genome assembly.
AUGGCGGGAGGGCACGGCAACGGACACGGUAUCACCCAUGGCGGCCUGACGCUGCACCCGGCGGCACGCUGGCAUAAGGUCGUCGGUACCGGCAUGUGCGCGAUGAUGUGGUUCUGGAUUCUCUACCGCGCCAAGGAGGACGGCCCAGUAGUGCUGGGCUGGCGCCACCCGUGGGAGGGUCAUGGUCACGGACAUGGACACGGGCAUGGGCAUGGGCAUGGGCAUGCUGAGGCACAUGGGGAGGGACAUGCUCCUGCAGCAGCAGCGGCAAGCUCUGCUGCCAGCCAUUAA